Molecule: messenger RNA, 1488 nt
Organism: Aspergillus welwitschiae
Lineage: Eukaryota; Fungi; Ascomycota; Eurotiomycetes; Eurotiales; Aspergillaceae
Exons: 1
Coding region: 184-1230 (348 amino acids)
Source: RefSeq, a predicted model, not a curated record
GUACGAUAAGUUACGAUCAUCCGAGCUUACUUGGUAUAUUCCGAAAGUAUAUAGCCCUUCCAGGAAACCGGUGUACUAUCUAUCAUGUGAUAGUGGUCAAUCCCUCCGAUAAUGUCCGGCCCAACACUUCUGGAUUUAUCAUAUGGACAACAGUCGGACUCAAGAAUGUAGGCCAGCACCGCCAUGGCCAUCACAAUAGAGGAUGUCACCAAAGUCCCCUUCUACAAUUUCCACGACCCUAUCCCAUCACCACCACCACCACCCUCCUUAUCGCGCAAACUUCCGACUUUCAAAACAACACUUCCCACGCUGUACUCAUCUAUACUCCUAGAACAUUCCGAGCCAGCACCAGCUCUAAAAGAACCCAUUACUCCAACACCAACACCACCACCACCAAAACCAAACCUCUUCCUCACCCUCCCAUCCGAGCUCCGCGUCCUCAUCUACAAUCACCUCCUAAUCAGCCACCACCAACAACCCCCCCGCGGCCGAACUCUCUCUCUCUCCCUCUCCGUCGCUGACAACAUCGCCAACAAAAACAAGACCCCACUCUCCACCCUCGAGAAAAUCCACCUCUACACGCCAUACCAACACUACCACCUCCACCCCUCGAUCCUCUCCACCUGUAAACAAAUCCACGCCGAAGCCUUCCCCAUCCUCUAUACCCACAACAUCUUCUCGAUAACACACCCGGCCCAACUCCUCCACCACAUCACAAAUAUCGGACCCCUCAACACCUCCCUCCUGCGCUCUCUCCACAUCUUCGUCCCAUGGGAAUGCUCCAGCUCCGACAUCUGGUCGUGGGUCGUCCUCCUCAAUGACUUAUCCGAGCACGCUACGGGUCUAAGACAGUUAGAAAUUGGAUGGGACACGCACAUUCGGUGGCUUCCGCACAUGGAGCCCGGCGAUGAGACAAGAGGGCUCGGGGAUAAUAUUCUCUUUGUGCAUGCGUUGGCCAGGCUGAGGCAGUUGGAGAGGUUGAAGAUUUAUGGUUUCUUUGGGAUAGAGUGGCCGGAGUAUUUGAGAAAGGAGUUGGGGAAGGGUGGGACGGUCGUGGAGGUGGAGUGUGGGUUUAGACCGGAUGUGUUGGAGGGGUAUGAGGAGGCUGGCGAGGGGGUGAAUGAGAGGGUGAGGGUUGGAAGGAUUUUGGAUGAGGCGAGGGAGUUGGAGGAAGAGAAUAUGGAGAAUUUUAGGUUGUUUCAGAGGGGGACGGUGGGGGUUGUGCCGUGAUAGAGAUCUAAUUAUCUAGAUGGUUGGCGUUUGUGGGUGGGAUGUUGCUCUGAUACUACUAUGUAGUAAUGUUUAAUUGAUUGAUUGGUAUUCUGUGAUGAAGGACUGCAAUCGAUCCUAGAUAGUUCAUAGUAUGUAAAGCAAACAUCAAGAGUGGGGCGCCGUUUUCUCGGCCCCACCGAUGCCCCUGCAGGUGUACCUUGAACAAAGUAUAAAAAGAACAGUUGUAUAGUAUGUGUGGAGUAUUCAGUUAUGCAU